AUGGAGUUUGUCACGAAGAAGUACUACUUCGUCACCAAUCUUGUCCUCCUCUUUCUAUUCUCAAUAGCCAUUAUCCCACUUUAUUCCGGCUUGCCUCCCGGCAUCUUUUCCAGUCCAUUCAACGCCUUCUUUAAAGGAAAUCAAAGCAAUGUGAAUGUCACAGGAUAUCAAGAUGAGCUAGAAGAAGCAUUGUCCAAAGCUUCCACAAAGGACAAUACGGUGAUCAUCACUGUAGCAAACAAGGCGUACGUCGAACCCCACAACGACCAAUAUCCGACCAUGUUUGAUAUUUUUCUCGAGGGUUUUUGGGUCGGAGAGAAAAUACGCAAUUUGCUGGAUCAUUUGUUGGUGGUUUCCAUGGACCAAACUGCCUACGACCGAUGUUUGUUUAAUCGGUUGAACUGUUAUAGAUUGGUAACGGAAGGCGUCGAUUUCGCGGAGGAAAAGCUAUACAUGUCGGAAGGUUUCAUCAAAAUGAUGUGGGCUAGGACGGGUUUGCUCGUCGACGUUCUCAAGCGGGGUUACAACUUCAUAUUCACUGACAUGGAUAUAAUAUGGCUAAGGGAUCCAUUUCCGAUAUUAUUAGGACCGGAGGGAGUAAUGCUCAACGAAACAGAUGACUUGCAAAUUAGUACGGACAGAUUCAAUAAUGAUCCGAGAUCAAUUGAUAACGCGAUCAACACUGGAUUUUACCACAUUAGAUCAAACAACAAAACCAUAACCUUAUUGGAAACCUGGUACGACCGAAGACGAAUUUCCAACACGACAAAAGAACAAGAUGCUUUGCGGCGUUUGAUUUGGGAAGGUAUCAUCAGGAGAUUAGGGCUCAAGGUUAGGUUUUUGGACACCCUUUAUUUCAGCGGGUUUUGCCAAAAUAGCAGAGAUGUAAAGUCAGUGGUCACGGUCCAUUCAAAUUGCUGCUGGAGUAUUGGAGCUAAGGUUUCCGAUUUAGCCAUUGUUUUAAGAGAUUGGAGAAUGUCCAUGAAGUUUAGAGAUCCUGCGGCAAAUAGUAGUGAAUUUCAAUGGUCACCUCAUGAUUUCUGUCGAAAAGCUCGGGAAAAACCACCUCAAGUUUAGUUUAGGGAAAGAGCAAUAGGAGCUUAAUAGUCUCUAUUUACAAUUAUUUAUGUUUGGGAACAUGUAUGAGGUAUUGGCUAAUGAGGUUAUAACUAGCUGGUGUGGGACCGCGUGAGGUGCGGUUGUGGGUGUAAGGUACCCGGUUAUGUUUUUGAUAUAUUAUAAAGUAAACUAG
Messenger RNA from Oldenlandia corymbosa var. corymbosa, 1252 nucleotides. Lineage: Eukaryota; Viridiplantae; Streptophyta; Magnoliopsida; Gentianales; Rubiaceae. The record is from the annotation of a GenBank genome assembly.